Volvox carteri f. nagariensis is the source of this 654-nucleotide messenger RNA. RefSeq lists its product as uncharacterized. Bases 1 to 654 code for a protein of 217 amino acids. NCBI's taxonomy places the organism in Eukaryota, Viridiplantae, Chlorophyta, Chlorophyceae, Chlamydomonadales, Volvocaceae. The record is from RefSeq and is a predicted model, not a curated record. The transcript has 4 exons.
AUGAACAAAACAGCUUCACAAAAUGCCGUACAGCCUACACGGACAACGUUGGACAAGCACUGCACAGUUCAGUGCGCGUCAAAUUGCGUGGUUUGGUGUACGUUAAAUUGCGCGUUGAAUUGCAUGUUUAAUUGCACGUCGAGUUGUGUGGUGGGUUGCGCGUUAAAAUGCGCGAGUCGGCGCAUGUCAAAUUGCGCAGUGCGGUGCAGCCAAUGUUUUGCGAUUUGCGCGUUAAAUCCAUGUUGCGUGACCCCAGCUGCAGUGCAGUGCGGUACGCACUGCACACUUCAGUGCGCGUCAAAUUGCGUGGUUCAGUGCACGUUAAAUUGCACGUUGAAUUGCACAUCUAAUUGCAUGUCGAGUUGUGUGAUGGGUUGCGCGUUAAAUCGCGCGAGUCAGCGCAUGUCAAAUUGCGCACACUGCACACUUCAGUGCGCGUCAAAUUGCGUGGUUCAGUGCACGUUAAAUUGCACGUUGAAUUGCACAUCUAAUUGCAUGUCGAGUUGUGUGAUGGGUUGCGCGUUAAAUCGCGCGAGUCAGCGCAUGUCAAAUUGCGCAGUGCUGUGCGGCCAAUGUUUAUCGAUUUGCGCGUUCAAUCGUGGUGCGGUGCGGUGCGCUGCAGUGCGGUGCGGCGCGGUGCGCGGUCCCAAAUGA